AUGAUGCGUUCAUGCGCAGCAUUCGCUCUCCUUGCCCCGGCAGUAUUCUCUUCAAGUAAAGACAUUGCCGGCAUGAGAAUCGUCAUGGCAUUUAUCAGACGUUCGGGUGACAGAAAGCUUUGGUACGUGUCCUACGCUGACUUUUGUCAUAUGCUCUACACGAGCGGUGUUAAUUGGAUGACUAUGGAACAGAUGAAGGGCGCAUUCAGAGGCGUCGAUUUGAACCAAUCGGGCGGCCUCCAUCUCACCGAGUUAGCACAAGCCAUCGCUGCCACUGACCAUGAUUGCAAGCAACUCUUGAAUGGUACCAUCCCCCCUGAGGAGUUUCUAGAGAGCGUCCUUGCAGCGAGCGAGACGGUGUCAACUACGCCUCGUCGAAGUGCGUACGAGUCACAUCCUGUCACGCUGGUAGAGCAGAUCGAAUCACUCAGAAAGCACAAUUGA
This is a messenger RNA of Perkinsus marinus ATCC 50983, 444 nucleotides long. RefSeq lists its product as hypothetical. The record is from RefSeq and is a predicted model, not a curated record. NCBI's taxonomy places the organism in Eukaryota, Perkinsozoa, Perkinsida, Perkinsidae. Bases 1 to 444 code for a protein of 147 amino acids. Gene Ontology annotation, molecular function: calcium ion binding. The transcript has 4 exons.